CACGCGCCAAACGCGCGCACUAACGAUAGCCCACUAAAUGGGCGCGCGAGUCACUGCUCGUAGCCUCCCAAGUCGCACUGAUGUCUCUCUCAGCGUGGACGCAACGUCACGUCCUGCACUUGAAUCUGAAGUCUUAUCCCAUUCUACGGAGGCAAUCCCAGCCACACACACACGCGGGAUUCUCCUAAAGCGAUAGGACAAACUCGACACUGUGAAAGGAGAAAGAGACAUCAGGAAACAUUGGACCUCGGCUGUUUGGAAGGAGACAAAUAGGAGGUGUUCUGACUGGCUGGCUGUUGGUCUGUCUCCGUCUCCCUCUGUCAACUCCUCGAGCGGAGAGUUCUGUGCCAUUCCUUUCGCUACUGUCAAGACUCGCACCGCGAGGACUGAAUGGUGCCAAAGCUCACAGCACCUAGCAGACCCAACACCGGUGGAAUUUUUUGGGUUCAGUUAUUGAAUUAAUAGGACAUUUGUUGUAAUUCUGCAAGAAAAUAACAGAGGAGAAGAGGUGACAGUUGAAUCGAAUAUUGGCCCAUCGAGCGAAGAGUGGCAUCCACGGUAGGCUACCCCAGUAGUGAACGCAGAGGGCAGAGGGCACCUCGUCAGAAUUCCAAUUCUUUUUAUUCUCUGCAAUUAUUGCAGUAAUUCCGUUGAGGUUAUUGACACAAAAUAACCAAGCAGAAAUAUUUGCAUGAACUUGCAUGUGUCUGCUGUAACUCCAACAGUUUAACCCCUCCAGGUGUUGCGCUUAGGGUGAAAUAAUUCUGCGAGGACUGGUCAGUUGACAAACGUUUUACCCGCCUUUCAACAACUGCAAUAAAAAAACUUGGCUCUUUUUCACUUACUGUAGCUUCAUGUUAGUCGUCUCAAUUCGAAGCACUUUGAAAAAGUUACCGGGCACCAGACCAGCGGAGCACCACGGAGCAAGCCGAACCCACGCGCAGUUUUCCGGGCGAUGCCAGAGUAGAUGCAGGGGCAAUGUCCCGUCGCAAGCAGGGGAACCCUCAGCACCUAUCACUGUCUCAAAGAGAAACAAUACGACCCGAGGCCAAUCAUGAGUCGGGGGUGGGAACUCGACCCCCGGAGCCGUCCACUCCCAGCCCCACUCCCACUCUGAGGAGGGCAGGGCCAGGGGAGCAUGACCUCCUGACCUGUGGGAGGUGCCAGACCAACUUCCUCCUGGGAGACAUCCUGGUCUUCAUAGAACACAAAAGGAGACUGUGCAGUGGAGGAGUCCGCGCCCCUGGGGGGUUCUCCAAACCGGGCGAGAGGGGGACCCCCAUCUUGGCACGAGGAGGGGCGGUGCCAGUGGAGGUGGGGGUGCAGGUGACCCCACAUGGGGAUGAGGAAGAGGAGAGGAGGCUGACGCCCGCUAAAGGAAUCUGUCCCAAGCAGGAAAGAGGAAACUCAGGUAAAGAUGAGCCAUCCAGCUACAUCUGCACCUCCUGUAAACAGACCUUCACCAGCGCCUGGUUCCUGCUCCAGCAUGCCCAACACACACAUGGCAUCAGAAUCUACCUGGACACCCACCCCUCCAACUACACCCUCACCCCUCGCAUGGCCCUCCCCCCUCCCAUGGGUGGGGGAGACUCCCUGCCCCGUUCUCCCUUACCAACGUUUCUAGGGGACACCUCCAACCCCUUUCACCUCCUCCGGAUGGCGGCUCCACUACUCAGGGAGUAUCACCGACCCCACCACCACCACCACUCCCAUCCACCUCCGGCGUAUCUUGACACCCGGCUCCCCGCCACCCCACCCUUUGUCAGCCCCCCGGCCCCCAGGCAUCCCCUUGAACGCCUGGGUCCAGAGGAGAUGGGGUCCCUGUUUUCCCAGCACCCCAGUGCCUUUGAGAGGGUGAUGCGUCUAACCCCAAUGGAUCCUCCUUCCAUGGACUUUUCCAGAAGGCUCAGAGAGCUGGCGGUUGGCAACAAUACUAACAACGGAGGCCCUACACCCCCUCUCUCGCCCACCCGGGUGCCCCCCAUGCACCGCCUGCUGAGUCCAACCCUCUUCCAGCCAGGCUCCAAGCACCCACCGUUCCUCACCUACCCCCCACAGCCCCCCACGCCUCAGGGAGACCCAUCCACUACUCCCCAGGGCCAGAACCAAGCCCAGGUCCAGGCCCAAGCCAAGUCCAAGUCCUGUGAGUUCUGUGGGAAGACCUUCAAGUUCCAGAGCAACCUGAUAGUCCACAGACGGAGUCACACAGGAGAGAGGCCCUACAAGUGUCAUCUGUGUGCCCAUGCCUGUUCUCAAGCCUCCAAACUGAAGAGACACAUGAAGACACACAUACACAAGUCAGGCUCCAUGGGUAACUCCCCUGAACAGGGGAACAGAGGAGAGGGAGGAGAUGGGGAGGGGAAGAGCAGAGAGGGGGAGGGGAAAAUGGGGAUGGACAACGAGGAGGAGGAAGAGGAGGAGGAAGAGGAAGAAGAGGAGGAUGAAAUGGAGGAUGAGGAGGAGAUGAGGAACGGCCUAAGUAGGCCUGAGUCUAACCUGACCAUGGACUCAGAGUUCCACAGGAACAUGGAAAACGGUUCGAGGCCUUCCCCAGACGAGAAGCCUCACGGUGGGGAUAGAGUGAUGGAGAACGGAGGGGUGGGUAUCAUGCACCCAUAUAACCACCUGGACAAUCACCUGAGACUGGCCCCUUCCAAGCGGACCAUGAGUCUGGACAGGGAGAGGCAUCCUAAUGGACAGUCGGGAGAAGGAGGAGAUGCUGGGAGGGGGGAGAUGGAGAGAGAGAGGGACAGAGAGCGAGCGAUGGACAGAGCGAUGGACAGAGAGAGAGAAAGUGGAAGAGAGGAGAGGCCCUUGAUGAACGGAAGGAUUAGUGGGUCAGAAGACUCCUUCACUGGACUGUUCCACCGCCGGCCCACCCCCAUCACCUGCCCCAACCCCUCCAACAAGAGAAUCAAGGUGGAGAAGGAGUUGGAGCUCCCUCCAGCGCCGACCCUCAUCUCCCCAGAGAACAUGUACUCCCAGCUCCUGGCGGGUUACGCCGCUUCACGCCACUUCAUCAGAGAACCUUUCCUCCACGGCUUCAGCGACGCCCGCCAGUCCCCCUUCGCCACCUCCUCAGAGCACUCCUCCUCCGAGACGGGGUCUCUCCGCUUCUCCACCCCUCCUGGGGAGUUCCUGGAGGGCAGCUCCACCCCUCACCUCCUGCGGGGUCCCGGGCCGGGUCGACCACCUAGUAAGGAGAGCCGACGGAGCGACACCUGCGAGUACUGUGGGAAGAUAUUCAAGAACUGCAGCAACCUGACGGUGCACCGGCGCAGCCACACGGGAGAGAGGCCCUACAAGUGUGACCUGUGCAGCUACGCCUGCGCACAGAGCUCCAAGCUAACUCGCCACAUGAAGACCCAUGGGCAGUUUGGGAAGGAGGUGUACCGCUGUGACAUCUGCCACAUGCCCUUCAGCGUCUACAGCACCCUGGAGAAACACAUGAAGAAGUGGCACGGGGAACACUUGAUGGCCAGCGACGUCAAACUGGAGGAGGCUGAGAGAGGCUAGGUUACGCUAGGCUAAAGCUUAAGGCUACAGGCUAGGCUAACACAACAGACUCCUUCUGAAUGAACACUUACAGGACUUCUACACGGGGUUUGGCUGGAUAAUCUUUCUCCUCUUGAAUAUUUUGGGACAAUUUGAUGUAUGUUAUUCUGUUUUUGUCGGUUGUAUUUGUCACAGAAACUGCCACCUGAGAAACAUAAACAAAGGGAAACAUGGAAUGGGGGAUUGUUCUAGAAAUGCUUUGUUUCCCACCAACUAUUGAUCUAUCUGAGGAUUUUAUAAUUUAGGAAUCCCUGGAGCUUUUAUACUGUGCAAUAAUGUCUGUAUUUAUUGGAGUUUUGUAAAGAUAUUGGGCAUGCGCAGUAAAAACAAAACCCAUAACUGGAAACAGGUCACACUUGAUAAGAAAUAUGAUUUUAAUUGUUAACUGACUAAAUUAAUGCGAAGAGGUCAACUUCUAAAAAUUAUGAUAGCAAUGAUUUAUUUUUAAACUGUCUUAUUGUUACCCUUUUAGGUCAACAGCGGACUACAAUCCAUCUGCCUGUAUGUGACAUAGAGCACUGAAUGUCAAUAUGACAAUAAAAUAUUAAUUAUCAUUUUAGAAUUU
Molecule: messenger RNA, 4120 nt
Organism: Oncorhynchus gorbuscha (pink salmon)
Lineage: Eukaryota; Metazoa; Chordata; Actinopteri; Salmoniformes; Salmonidae
Product: B-cell lymphoma/leukemia 11B-like
Exons: 5
Coding region: 979-3516 (845 amino acids)
Biological process (GO): positive regulation of transcription by RNA polymerase II
Cellular component (GO): nucleus
Molecular function (GO): RNA polymerase II cis-regulatory region sequence-specific DNA binding; DNA-binding transcription factor activity
Source: RefSeq, a predicted model, not a curated record